Messenger RNA from Oncorhynchus nerka (sockeye salmon), 1079 nucleotides. RefSeq names its product fibronectin-like. Gene Ontology annotation, molecular function: protein binding. The record is from RefSeq and is a predicted model, not a curated record. The coding region runs from base 501 to 1064 and encodes 187 amino acids. Lineage: Eukaryota; Metazoa; Chordata; Actinopteri; Salmoniformes; Salmonidae. The transcript is spliced from 4 exons.
CACCACAUCAGCUGCUGUUAGCUGGAGUCAGCCACCAGGAUUGGACCAGACCCAACAUCAUUACCAGAUCUCCUACCACUGUCCAGGGACAGAACCACAUCACUACCACAUCUUCACACAGCAUCGCUCUCUCUGACCUGCAAGGUGGUACUCAGUACUCUGUCACUGUCUGUACUGUGCUGGAGAACAGGAAGAAAAGUCAACUGGUGUCAACAACCCUGACUACAAUACUUCCUGCUCCAGACCAGCUGACUGUUGACUCAGUGGACACCACAUCAGCUGCUGUCAGCUGGAGCCAGCCACCAGGAUUGGACCAAACCCAACACAAUUACCAGAUCUCCUACCACUGUCCAGGGACAGAAUCACACAUCAUUACUACAUCUUCACACAGCAUCACUCUCUCUGACCUGAAACCUGCUACUGAAUACUCAGUUAUUGUCUGCACUGUGCUGGAAAAUGCGGAGCAAAGUCAACUUGUGUUAAUAACCCUCACCACAACAAUGAUCCCUGCUCCAGACCAGCUGACUGUUGACUCAGUGGACACCACAUCAGCUGCUGUUAGCUGGAGCCAGCCACCAGGUUUCGACCAGACCCAACAUCAUUACCAGAUCUCCUACCACUGUUCAGGGACAGAACCACACAUCACUACCACAAAUUUACCCAGCAUCACUCUGCCUGACCUGCAAUGUGGUACUCAGUACUCUGUCACUGUUUGCACUGUGCUGGAAAAUGGAAAGCAAAGUCCACUGAUGUCUCAUACCCUCAUCACAGUUAUCCCUGCUCCAGACCAGCUGACUGUUAACUCAGUGGACACCACAUCAGCUGCUGUUAGCUGGAGCCAGCCACCAGGAUUGGACCAAACCCAACAUCAUUACCAGAUCUCCUACCACUGUCCAGGGACAGAACCACACAUCACUACCACGUCUUCACCCAGCAUCACUCUCUCUGACCUGCAAGGUGGUACUCAGUACUCUGUCACUGUCUGCACUGUGCUGGAAAAUGGAAAGCAAAGUGAACUGGAGUCAACAACCCUCACCACAAGUAAGGAAAAACCCUACAGUUGAAGUCGGAAGUUUACA